Molecule: messenger RNA, 639 nt
Organism: Knipowitschia caucasica
Lineage: Eukaryota; Metazoa; Chordata; Actinopteri; Gobiiformes; Gobiidae
Source: the annotation of a GenBank genome assembly
AUGAGGUCAUCACAGAAGAGGAGAGAGAAGGAGACGGACCAGGAGAGGAGAGAGGAGGAGACGGACCAGGAGAGGAGAGAGGAGGAGACGGACCAGGAGAGGAGAGAGGAGGAGACGGACCAGGAGAGGAGAGAGGAGGAGACGGACCAGGAGAGGAGAGAGGAGGAGACGGACCAGGAGAGGAGAGAGGAGGAGACGGACCAGGAGAGGAGAGAGGAGGAGACGGACCAGGAGAGGAGAGAGGAGGAGACGGACCAGGAGAGGAGAGAGGAGGAGACGGACCAGGAGGAGAGGAGAGAGGAGAAGACGGACCAGGAGGAGAGGAGAGAGGAGGAGACGGACCAGGAGAGGGAGAGAGGAGGAGACGGACCAGAUGAGGAGAGAGGAGGAGAUGGACCAGGAGAGGAGAGAGGAGGAGACGGACCAGAGGAGAGGAGAGAGGAGGAGACGGACCAGAUGAGGAGAGAGGAGGAGAUGGACCAGGAGAGGAGAGAGGAGGAGACGGACCAGGAGGAGAGGAGAGGAGAGAGGAGGAGACGGACCAGAAGAGGAGAGAGGAGGAGACGGACCAGGAGAGGAGAGAGGAGGAGACGGACCAGGAGAGGAGAGAGGAGGAGAGGGAGCAGGAGAAAUGAGUGA